Vitrella brassicaformis is the source of this 2309-nucleotide messenger RNA. The record is from the annotation of a GenBank genome assembly. NCBI's taxonomy places the organism in Eukaryota, Vitrellaceae.
CGAUCCGGCACCACCACCGCUCCAACAAGGAGCGCAUUCGUUCAUUCAUCAUUCAACAAGCAGAGCAAGCACAGAUGUCGCGCAACCAAGGAGCAGCGGGCCCUCGGUCCCAUGUCUACGGUUUUGCGCCCCCUUGUGGCUUCACGCCGACGCCCCAGCCUGAGCCUCGCCCUUCCUUCACCUCCCAGGUGGGCAAUCAAAAAGGUCCAUGGACAAGGAUGAAAGAUCCAUGCUUCAGGCUGGACAGGGAACUGUGCCGGGACGUGUGCCGGGCCUGAUUGACUAUCGUGGACGGGUGCGAACAAAGAAAUGAAGCAAUUCAUUCAAUUCAUUGUCUUCUCAUGGAUCUAUCAACAGGAGCAACCUUUCAUGUACCGUGGUCCACCGCCCCAAUCGGCACUGCCACUUCGCCCAUCUCCCGAGUAAACUCCAGCAGAUCACUCACCUCCGCUGUGAGUCCUGUCUUUGUUUCUCCGCCAGGCCGGAUACAGCUCGGCAGGUGGCAAUUCUGCAGCAGCAGCUGCAGGACCAGCAGCAACAGCUGCAGGACCAAGGCAACGAGCUCCGCGUCACACGGGAGGCGCUGCAAGUAGCGCUCGCCGAGAAGGCUGCCAAAGAGGAGGAGCUGGCGGUGUUAAACAUUACCAUCAAGGAGCUCAACGAGUAAAGCUCUCUGUACGUAUGUCUGUCUGUCCGUCUCUCAACCUCUCUGUCUGUCGUUGUGCACGAACCUCUUUAAGCAAGAAGAGGCCGAAGAGGAGCCUGAGGGCGACAACGAGGGGGAAAGUGAGACCUCCUUCUUCCCCCUCGACGUGCCGACACUGGUCGCCGGCCUCGACGACUUCAUCAUCGGCCAGAAGGCCGCCAAGGAGGCCGUGGCGAUAGGGCUCCGUAAGGCACAUACACGAUGCGAUGUGUGUGUCUCUCCAUCGUAUCUAUUGGUGUUUGCAGAGAACCGCUACCUUCGCCAGCGCCUAUCUGACGAUGGCCUGCGGAAGGCCACAAAGCCAAGCCACGUCUUGCUGACCGGGCCAACAGGAAGCGGCAAGACAGAGGUGAGAAGUGCCGUCGGUUGUCGCGUGCAGAUAUUGCUUGCCGGUGUGUCUGUGCACAUACAGAUUGCCCGGCGCAUCGCGAUGAUGGUGAAGGCACCUUUUGCCCACAUCGACAUAACACGGUACACGACAGUCGACCUCAACAGUCUGGUGCUGGAGCUGCUCAAUGACGCCAACAAACUGGAAGGGAAGAAGCAAGCCGGGGUACGAUGCAUGUUUUUUCCGACAGGCCACCACAAUGACGGUGUGACACUGUAUGUCCCUCAGGGAAAAGGCCCCAUUGCAAGCGCAGCUAUUGAUGCGGCACAGAGCAGGGGCAUCAUCCACGUAGACGAGAUCGACAAGAUCUGCAAUAAUCAGGCGCAUGUCAGCGUUUUUCAGGCGUGUCUCUCCACUUCAUGGCCACUCAUCUAUUGCGCAGGCCGGCGAGGCACUCCAGCACGCGCUGCUACCCCUCUUGGAUGGCACAGACAUCAAGACGAGCCUCGGUGAGGCGGAGGACGCAUUGAUUUGGCAUCUCAUUUGUGUGUCCAUUCAGGUACUGUCUCAACCGAGAAUAUCCUGUUUAUCUGUGCCGGCGCCUUCCACCAGGCUGCGGAGCACCGCCCAACUGGCAUGCUGCCUGAGUUAGAGGGCAGGCUGCCAGUCAGGGCGCUUCUCAAGCCCCUCACGGAAAAAGACUUCAUAAAGAUCCUCACCGAAACGAGAUACAACCUCAUUCAACAACACACCGGUGAACCGACAAGCGACGGGGACUUCUCGGGACGCUGCCUUGCUUUGUCUGCCUUCAGAAAAAAUGGCUGUGAAGGGCGUUGAAAUGAUAUUUGAAACAGACGCUAUUGAGACCAUUGCGAAAGGUAGGGAAGCGGGAGGGAGGAGACACGAGCGCAUGCCCUCCACGAUGUCAGAUGAGUCGAAUGCAUGUGUGCGUCGGUCGGCUCAGAGUCAGUCAAAGAGAAUUCGACGAUCAACAUCGGCACAAGGAGACUCUCCAACGUGAUGGCCCGGUAGGAAUGAAAUGACAGAUAGGCCAUUGAAGUUCGAGCUAUACCAGGAUGUGUGUCUUUGUAGCGUGAUGCAUAAGUACUACGCCAUGCACACUGAGUUUGCUCGAAUGGAACCGUAAGAAGUCAAGAAAUCUGCCGGCGUAUUCGUAUCUGUAUUUAUUGCCUGCAGAAUCACCGUGACGAAGGAACGCGUCAUCACCGCCCUUGCCGAGCCGCUAAGGGAUUGCCCGAUUUGACGUGAUUUGCA